AUGCCAGGCACGACAGAGGAAAACGCGAAUGUAGCGAUCGUGGAUCCUACUUCGGCAACUGGAGAGGAGAUUGAUGCAUCGGUCGAUCGCGACAGGAUACGCGUGCUAUCUGGGGCGACUGAGACCGCUGCAUCAUUUCAGAUUGAUGGUGAGGAUCACACGCUUGGCAACGCGCUUCGAUACAUUAUCCACAAGAAUGAAGUGGCCAACACCAUAUAUAGCCCUGAUGUCGAGUUCUGUGGAUACUCGAUUCCCCAUCCAUCUGAGGCCAAGAUGAAUUUGCGUAUCCAGACAUACGAUGGCGUCAGUGUGUAUUCUGUGCUUGAGAAGGGGCUUGAAGAUUUGAUGGCCAUGUGCGACGUUGUCGAGGAGAAGUUCAAAGUCUCAAGGGACGACUUUGUCAACCAGAUGCAGGAGUGA
Messenger RNA from Parastagonospora nodorum SN15, 420 nucleotides. RefSeq lists its product as hypothetical. The coding region runs from base 1 to 420 and encodes 139 amino acids. Gene Ontology annotation, cellular component: RNA polymerase III complex; RNA polymerase I complex. The transcript is spliced from 4 exons. Lineage: Eukaryota; Fungi; Ascomycota; Dothideomycetes; Pleosporales; Phaeosphaeriaceae. The record is from RefSeq and is a predicted model, not a curated record. Gene Ontology annotation, biological process: DNA-templated transcription. Gene Ontology annotation, molecular function: DNA-directed RNA polymerase activity; protein dimerization activity.